UGCAGGUCUCAGCCCAGCAGCUUGUUCAGCCGCCUGCAGCAGACAGAUAGAUGUGUGUGUCUGUUUUUGCUGUCACUGUGCUCCUCCACACACACACGCACACACACACGCGCGCGCGCACACACACACACACACACACACACACACACCGUCAAGGCUGAAUGUCAGUCUUCUCUCUGUUGAAACUUCACACUCGACACAGCAACACGUCUUUAAUUUUUUCUUCAAUUCAAAGGAUUGUUUCAUGGCUCCAGUCUGAAGAAAAACACAGUGUGUGUUGGAUCCGAGAGGCCAGAUUUAUGCUGCUCACAGAGACUGUGGCGCCCCAGUUGCUGCUCCUUGAGAUCAUUUCCCACACAGGUUUGAGCACAGCUGUUCACAAACUGCAAUGUCGUCAAAGAUGCAGAGCUCCAGCAGCAUAGCUCAUGCCAGGCGGACGGUGCAGCAGCUGAGGAUAGAGGCCAGCAUUGAGAGGAUAAAGGUGUCCAAGGCCUCGUCAGACCUAAUGCGCUACUGUGGAGAACACGCCAAGAACGACCCGCUGCUAAUGGGCAUCCCUGCCUCUGAAAACCCUUUCAAGGACAAGAAGCCUUGCACUGUUUUGUAGGGGAACUGAGCUGAAUGCCUGCUGCUUGUCCUUUUUGAUGUUUAUGUGGAAAAGAUCUGAUCGUAAUACUGUUCGCUCCUUGCCUUAAGGCCAGCUUAUCCCUUUUCAUUUUUCACAUGUCUGCUGCAGUUUGAUAAGAAAGGGAUUCAGUCAGAUAGCAGUCACACCAAAGAAACAGGUGUAAAUCUGAAGCUGUGACCUCUGAUCAGAUCUUUAGCUCAAACAAAGGUGAAUACAAGUUUGAAUGGAGGCUCUGCUGUGAUUUUACUUCCCCGUGCUGUUAUCUGAUAAGAUCUAGAGGAAACUGUUCCACAGAGGAAGAGUCCCUGACCCUCUAAUUAUCACAGCAAGCAUAAACAAGCCCCCUCAAUCAUUGGUCCAAUCAGAUCUAGGCUUUCAGCUUUCACCUCUUACUUUCAUCUGGCUCGCUGUGGGAAACGGUUUUUGUAGUUUGUGUGCUUGUGAUAAUGAGUGCCUGAGAUAAUGGUGUCCUGUGGUUGGAAGAGUAAACUGUGCUGUCCAUCACACAGGAGGACAAAUAGAAAGAGCAGAAGUCCAGUGCCACUGCUCCUGUGAUAUUAUUUGCCAUCUAGUCACAGCCAGACAUUUAAAUUAAAAUUGAAAAUUAAUCAGAUUGGUUCAGAUUGUUGAGACAUAAUUUAACUUUCGCAGAGACAACACUCGAUUUUCAGUUUUUUGGCUCUGUUGGGUGUCAAACACUUUUUAAGAACGAGUUGAAUAACACUCAUCUGAAUCGAGUGCAAAACAAUGAAAUAUCUGUCUAAACAGUUUUUUUUAAAUUGAUUUUGUCAUGCAAUCAACUUAGAAGUUAAUUUACAACUCUGAGUACAAACAUCUGUUAAUAUGAGACACACGAAGUACAAGGUACGGAACAUGAUGUCCGAUCAUCACAGACUGUUGUUGAAGGAAAAAUAUUUGAGACCAAUCUGUGCCAUUUAAUCACUGUCUCUGUUAUAUUAGACUUCUGGUUCCUACCACAGAACUAUUAUUGUCAUUACUGUUAUUGUUACCUGCAGUUUCUUUGUUUCUCUCCACAGAACUGAGGAUUAUUACUGUACUAUUACUUUCCUGUACUCUUUAGGCACUUUCAGACCUGUAAACACCAGAUGACUGUUAUACUCUUGAGUUUGAAACAUUCCACGUUUAAAGCUGCUCCAAAUCCUACUUUGACUUUACUAUGAGCAUCUUUGACUGGCUGUAUUCAGCUGUCAUUUGUGUGUUGGUGCUUGUGCAAAUCAACUAAUAUUGCAAUUUUGCCAGCAAGGGCCUUAAUGAUGAAGUAAACCUGCUUCAACCUUUUGACUACCUUUUAGUCACACAAGUGCUUUUGUGUAAUACUGUGAAUAAUAAAGGCCCUGUAGGUGAAGAGGGUAUAUUUGACAAGAGGCCAUUUACCCUGUAUGAUGUCCUACUUCUAAAUGACUCAUGUAUGUCCAUGUAUCACAGUAUGCGCUUGCUUAUAGCUGUGUAAUGUACUUUCUGCAGGAUUGCAGUGAUUCAGUCAAACCUCAACUCUCAAUUUCUGUUUUGCAACAUUAAUUCAACUUUUGGAUUAAAAAUGAAUGUGUUGUUAUGGUUAAUUGUGUAUUCGGUUGAUUUGUGGUGAAUCUAAAUCAGAAAAACUGCUGGUUUCUCACACAUGGUGAGUAUGGUAACUACUUACUGUAUGCCGCACUCUGCCUUUACCUGUCUGUGGUAAGUGCAAA
Molecule: messenger RNA, 2334 nt
Organism: Paralichthys olivaceus (Japanese flounder)
Lineage: Eukaryota; Metazoa; Chordata; Actinopteri; Pleuronectiformes; Paralichthyidae
Gene: gng12b
Product: guanine nucleotide binding protein (G protein), gamma 12b
Biological process (GO): G protein-coupled receptor signaling pathway
Cellular component (GO): heterotrimeric G-protein complex
Molecular function (GO): G-protein beta-subunit binding
Source: RefSeq, a predicted model, not a curated record